Molecule: messenger RNA, 431 nt
Organism: Racocetra fulgida
Lineage: Eukaryota; Fungi; Glomeromycota; Glomeromycetes; Diversisporales; Gigasporaceae
Source: the annotation of a GenBank genome assembly
UUAUCUUAAAAUCAAAUGAAGUUUACUGCUCGAAAAAAUCUGUAAAUGUAAAACGUGCUAUUAAAGAACAUUAUGAUAAUAAACAUUCGAUGUCACUUGUUUCAAAAAGACAUACUCCGUAUUCAAAAGAGAAAAGUAUUGAUUAUGAUAAACCAAUAAUAUCUGACAUCAUUGAAGUAAAAGAUUCUUGUGUUGAAGUAAAUGUAAAUGUUGAUAUAAAAAAUGAAUUAGAGGAAUUGAAAAAGAAGUAUAAAUGGUGUUUUCUUCAAUAUGAAGAUAUAUCUAAACUUUCUAUUAUACACUUGGACGAAAGUAUAAGGUUAUUGUUUGUACGAGCGGCUGUUGAAAAUAAUUUUGAUGCUGUCAAACACAUUUAUGAUGAAAAUGUAUUAAAGUUAGCUAAAAUGAAAGAAAACGCGAUAAAAUCUUAA